Molecule: messenger RNA, 4749 nt
Organism: Symbiodinium pilosum
Lineage: Eukaryota; Dinophyceae; Suessiales; Symbiodiniaceae
Source: the annotation of a GenBank genome assembly
AUGGGAAGUUUGGCGGCCUGGCACUGGUACCACAGAUUCGUCAGUCGCCUGCUCUUCAAAUUUUAUUUCCGCGAGACUUCGGUGUCAGACCCGCACGACGUCCUCAAAGUGCACAGUGAUCGUUUAAUCUUCUGCUCCAAUCAUCCGACUGGCCUCUUUGACAGGCUUUUAAUCCAGCACCUUUCGCCACGCCCUUGCUUUUGUUUGUCGCAAAACUGGUUUGCGUACACUAACCAUGUCGAGAUGUGCUUGCACGUAGUGAAGGGUGGUACGUUCGAAGAGAUAGUCGAGUGCCUGGACGCUGGCAAUGCUAUUUGGAUUGCAGUGGGUGGGGCACGAGAAAUAAACCCGUAUAUUCGGAAGAUCCACACAGGAGCUGCGCGCAUAGGUUUGCAGGCAGCUUUGGGAGGCUAUGAAGUUCUGUUGGUCCCUGUCCAUAUGGCGUUCGAGGCACAUUGUCAGCUCAGCACCGCUGUCCUAGUAGAGUUUGGGAAGCCAAUUCGCAUUUCUAGCGGGUUGGAUCCAAACUCCACAAGCGGCCGCGAACAAGUACGUCAUUUGACUUGUUGCUUGCAAGAGCAGCUGCUCCCAUUGACGAACUGGAUGCCUGCAAGUCAGGGUGUGGACUGUGGCAAGAAGGGGUCUAGGGGUCCUGGUCAGACACGCUUGGCCGUUUCUGAGUGGUAUCGACUUCGAAUGAUUGAUACUUUCAUUUGCAUUCACGCCUUGUCGAGUGGCCAGGGUAUGCUUUCUUGGCCAGAACGCGUACGGCGAGUGCGACUGGCGGCUCAACAUUUAAGUCAGCCAGGCAAUGAUUUCCAAAAAGCAAUGGAUGCCUUCAACAGCUUUGCUGCUCUUCUAAAAGAAGGCACCCUGUUCCGAUCUGCCACUGGGACCUACUGGGACAUGCCUGUGGCACUCAAAGCAAUUCCGCGCAAGAAUCCGGUCGAGGUACCAGGUAGCUUGUCAGAUGUGCAUGGCUUGCCGACGUUUCUGCAAGACCGUUUCCGGCACCUAUCAGAGGAGGCCGUGAAGUUCAUUCAUUUGCAUUCGCUGGUCCGCAGCAUAGUCCACGAGACGGAGCAUGCUGGCAAGCUGCGCCGGCAUCGGUGGCUGCAGCAGCUGCGAGCAUGGGCCUUGAUGGAGAACUCGCGAGCUGCAAUUGUUGUCAAUGUUAUGUGUUGCCACAAGCCGUGCAACGCUUGGGGCUUUCUCGACUCGAUCUGUGUCCCCACCGCAGCGAUCGCUGCGGGCGGCCUGGUCCAUGACACUUCCACCGGGGCCCGUGGUCGCGGUUCGGGGAUCCGCAGGAGGAAGGUGCCGCCUCAGCGUCUCAGGAACUCGCAGCCCACACAGUCUUCUUUCAGUGUGGACCGUCCUCUCCUCCCAUGGGACGCGGCUGUGGCAGUCACUGCAGAUGAGGCCGUAGACCUGGAUGCAAGCAACCUCACCAUGCAGGCUUCAACGGAUGCAUGGACGUCUGCAGCGAAUGAGGCAGCAGCUCAGCAAACAAUGUUGGGGCCGGCUGUGCCCCUGCCUUCGUCUUGUGAAGCGGUCAGCGAUGUUCUAGAGCAAGGUGUUGCAAUAGUGAAAGGCGCACUUUCACCAAAGCUAUGCCAGCGCUUGCGCAACUUUGUCUUGGAGGAGCUGCCAGCAGCCCGUCGCGCGGUAGAAGCUGAGCCAUCACGGAAGUAUUUGUUAUUUUCUCGGGAUAUCCGCGAAACGCGGUCAUCAAGGGCCGCAUCAGAUACGCGUUUUGAACUACAGCUUCCUCGCACGGCGAUUACUGAAUCAGCCCUGUUGGAAGCAUUGCGUGGUCCGGUGGGAGAUACCUUGGAAACUUUAGCAGGUGACGCAAGUGCUAGCCUCUGGGAGUUCACGGCUAUGGCUUCUUGCUCUGAUGGGCGCAGUGUUGCUGGAUUAGUGUGUUUUGUGCACGAUCUUGUGAUGGGAAUGAGCACUUCGCAUUGCACUGAGGUUGCUAUGCCAGGUGCGAUUGCUCAGCGCUUGCACUGCGAUACUGGUUCGCCUUUGCCAGCGUUGUUUACUGCAUUCGUGGCAUUGCAGGAUGUAGACGAGAACAUGGGUCCGACGCGCUUCCUUCUGCGAUCAAAUAGUGAGACUUCCCAUCAGUACUUUUCCGCAGACAAGACUUCUUUCCUCAACAAAGCAGUUUCACGCAUUGCCUUGUUACGCACGGGUGAUGCAGUUGUGUAUGAUGGCCGAGUUUUGCACUCUGGAACAGAUAAUUAUUCUGAUAAACCUCGAGUGCUGCUAGUUCUCACCGUCCGGCACAUAAGAGAUUCAUCUGUGGACCAAGCAACUCAGAGGUCCGCAGCAGUUUCUCCGCGGCAAGUUGAAGUGAUGAGGGUGGCGCUGAGACCGCAGCCCGGCUGUCCAGCUGUGUUUGCGCAUACAAUUUCUGGUGGAAGAGAGGAGACACAUUUGGAGAGACCAGGCCGCAGCCCUGAGAGCCAUGUCAAGACUUUAGAGUCGAGCCGUCGCAGUCCCUUUCGGGCCUCUGCCACUUCAGAGGGCCUGCAUCGACAGAGUGGGCAAAUGCACGAGACAUCUCAGAAGCAAAGCCGGGGUCCAGCCAGCGCGUUGGAGACUUCGAUGAAACGCAUAGAUAGGUCCAACCAAAGCCCCAUUCGAGUGGUUGGUGGGCCGGCUCUGGAGGGAACAAUCCACAGGCAGGCCGCGCCUCUGCCUGCAGCAUCAUCCAAAGACGACUUUUUCCCGGAGUCUGCUCACGCUAACGUGUUUCCGGCCACGCAACCUGUUGCUUCUUCACGUGAUGCUCCAAGAUGCGCUGAUGGGAGAGCAGUCAUACAGUCUCCUGGCAACAGCCCGCGAGGUCUUCCAGCUGCAAACGGGUCUUGCAAGCUGAUCGGGCAGGGAGUGACGUGUCCAGACCCACUACUGACCACUGGGCCACAGGCAUCUCCUUUGUCACCGAUGGCAAGGACCCCAAGCCCACGUGAUAGAAAGAACGCUUGGAUGUCAGGCCUGGACUCACGGCAAAGUUUGACAUCCUCUUUCCUAGGGCUUGAAAGCAACUCUCCCCCGCAAUACGUUUCUGCAAAGCUCCUCCACUCUUCCUCCAGUAAGCGGCGCACCCUUUCGCCCGGAGCAUCGUGCGUAGUGUUGCCACCCAGUCCUGAGAGUGUCCCUCGGAUCUCAGAGGUGCUUCCUUCACAAGAGACCCAAGACACCCCAGAAGCUUGGCACGUCCAGUCGACGCUAUUUGAGAUAUUUUGCUCACCCGUCUCCACGCCAUUUGUGGCCGAGCAAGUUGCCAAGGGGCUCCUGAGCAGAUCAGGGGAGGCCCUGUGGGACGAGCUGGUGCUCCUGCGUCCGGUGCAAUACCUCGCAUGCGCUGUGGUCCGUUUGCUUUCUGGACAGCCUGGGCAGCCCGUGAAGGAUGAAGGCUUAUGGCGGGAGCAUCUUGGUGAUGAAGAAACUUAUCGAGACUGGUGGAGAGCGCUUUUGGCUCGGUAUGGCUUGUAUGGUUCAGGAGACUCGCUAGCGAGUGGGGAGGCUACAGAGUUGAUGAUUGCAGCAUGCCGGGUGCUUCGCGAUCACUUUGCCAAACCAACGUAUUUGCGGAACCUCCGAACAGUCCGCUUUGGAGCGCAGCGACUGCAUGAUCGUUAUGAUGGUUUCCGAUACGUCUCCAGUUCGACCUUCACGCGAGUGUAUCGCUGCCGCAGUCGCUUGAGCUUCGAGGAUCGCGUGUGCAGCCAGACUCGGAAAGAUCUUCUCGUGUGCCCAGCCGACCAGGUCCGAGUGGAAGCAGAAACCUUGAGAAGCUUACAGCAUCCACACCUCCCACGUGUUGUUGAGAGCUUCGAGGAUUUCAAUCACAUCUACAUCAUCUUUGAAAUCGUGGACAACGUACGGCUGCUGAGGUUUAUGUCUAUUCGCCUUGACACCCGGGCUGGGGUCAGUGAGGGCUGGCUGGCACAGGUGUUCAAGCAGCUCUUGGAGACCCUGGGGUACUGCCACCAGUUGAAGCCGCACAGCAUCGUGCAUGGUGACAUUGGCUUGGACAGCGUGGGUUUAGCAUCAAUAUCGGAUGCCGCCAGCUCACCUCACGUCGUCAUCUCAGACCUGAACGUCGCCGGUUCGCUGCCGCCACUGGGAAUUUCAGGUGCUGAAAUGGCACGGACCCAUCAAGAUACCCGGUCUUGGGAGGAGCACUGCAGCCCGAAGCACGAUGUCUGGUGCUGCGGCUGCCUGCUUUACCUUCUCCUCACGGGGCAUGUGCCUGGCGAUGCUUUCUUCGGUGGAAGGGAGGCAUUCCGGUCAAAGGGAGCCACGCCAGACUGGAAGGCCUUCGCUGACAACGCGAGUGGUUUGAUUGCCCACGGCUGCUUUGUGAGAUGCUGCUUAGACAGGGCUGAAGACCAGCUGGAUCGUUCGUUGUGGCGCCUCUUUGUCGAAGCCAGGGAGGAUGAGCGUGGAGUCCUGACAGCUGCCGAACUGGAACAGAUUCUUGAUGGUGCGUGGUCACCAACGUCCACUACCACUGACAAGGAGGGCGCAGAAGGCUGCGCAUGGAAGUAUAUUCGAGCUGCUACCGAUCCGGAGCUAACGGCAAGCGAGGCUGCGCGGCAGAUUGCUCCAGGCAACGAAGUAACUUUCGAGUCGCUGAAGAGGUUCGUGAUGCAACGCCACGAUGCUGCUUGUGCCUUCGCAGCCCAGGAGUCAGGCAGCGGACUUUGCGAUGGAGAAGCUGCCCAACAG